Coprinopsis cinerea okayama7#130 is the source of this 1551-nucleotide messenger RNA. RefSeq names its product LAP1. Gene Ontology annotation, molecular function: metalloexopeptidase activity; aminopeptidase activity. Gene Ontology annotation, biological process: proteolysis. Bases 1 to 1551 code for a protein of 516 amino acids. The record is from RefSeq and is a predicted model, not a curated record. The transcript has 4 exons. Lineage: Eukaryota; Fungi; Basidiomycota; Agaricomycetes; Agaricales; Psathyrellaceae.
AUGAAACUCCCCCUCCCCUUCGUCGGACUCGCUCUGGCGCUAGCCCUCUCCCCUCUCUCCACCGCUCAAGACACCCACACCUCCGAAGCCGACAUCGACCUGGAAGCAGCCGGCAUCCGACCCCGCCCGCCCCUCGUCGACUCUGACAAACUCCAAGCUUCGAUCAACAGAGGCAAGCUUCUCGGACACGCGCGCCAGCUCCUCGAGUUCUCCAAGCUCAGCGGCAACACGCGGGCUUUUGGCUCUAAAGGCCAUAACGCGACUGUUGCGUACAUCAAGAGGCUCCUCGAUCGGACGGGGUAUUAUGAUACCUACCUCCAGACGUUCCCGUAUCCUUAUUCGGAGGGUACGGCCAAGUUCUCGGUGGAUGGGCGGGAGUAUGUGACUGCGCCGUUCUCGUAUGGGCCUGCGGGUGAGGUUGAAGCGCCUCUCGUGCCCGUUAAUGGGCUUGGCUGCACAAGGGAAGACUACCCCGAUGCUGUCGCCGGCAACCUCGCUCUCGUCCAACGUGGUGAAUGCCCCUUCGGCCAAAAGGUCGCAUUGGCAGGUGCAUCGGGUGCCGCUGGGGUCGUGGUCUACAACAACAUCGAUGCUGGACUCGGAAGUGGUGGAACCUUGGGCGAAGUAACUCGACCUGACGUCGGGCCUUACGUGCCUGUUGGCGGUAUCUCCGGUCUGGAAGGUAAGGCGUUGGUAGCUGCCAUCGCCGAAGGCAACGAGGUCGUAGGCAAGCUCUCGACUACGGCUUUCAUCGAGACGAGGUGGUCGAGCAAUGUUAUCGCCACCACCAAGGGAGGAGACAAGAACAACAUCGUGUUCGCGGGUGCACACACCGAUUCCGUCGCUGCUGGUCCCGGAAUCAACGACGACGGCUCAGGCACCAUCGCCAUCCUCGAAAUCGCCCUCCAACUGACAAAAUACCGCGUCAAAAACGCCGUCCGCUUCGGGUUCUGGACGACCGAAGAAUUCGGUUUGGUAGGCUCCGAAUACCACGUCUCCAACCUCUCCGAAGAGGAACGCCAAAAGAUCGCGCUCUACCUCAACUUUGACAUGCUCGCCUCGCCGAAUGCGGGGUACUUUAUCCAUGAUGGAGAUGGGAGCACGUUUGGGCUGGCCGGGCCCCCCGGGAGCGAUUAUAUUGAGAAGGUGUAUCAGGAGUGGUAUGAUGCGAGGGGGUUGAAGACAGCUGCGGGUGCGUUUAGUGGGUCGAGUGAUUAUGAUCCGUUCUUGCAGGUUGGGAUUCCUGUCGGAGGUGUGCUUACUGGUGCUGGAGGACUCAAGUCUGCUGAGGGCGUCGAAAUGUGGGGAGGAGAGGUUGGUGUUGCGUAUGACCAGUGCUACCAUCUUGCAUGCGAUACGGUGGAGAACUUGAACGUCCCGGUGUGGCUUAACAACGCAAAGGCUGCUGCGCAUUCGAUUGCUACGUUUGCACGGUCGCUGGAUGGGAUUCCUCGUGACCAACGCGAGUCUGUUGGUUCGCUUUCGCUCGCGUCUGUCCCGUACGAGGAGCGUAAGCACCGUGCUUGCAACCAUGUCGUUGACGAGUUGUAA